AUGGACGUCUCAAAAUUCCAUCAACUUUUACCUCUUCUUCCUUAUUCCGGUAAUUGCUUAUCCCCAGAAGAGUCAAUUUUAAUAGAAACUUCCCUCAACAUCCUCAAAAAUGACAAAAAUUUCACCAAAAUUUAUUUUUGGGGAAAAAUCCUCACCAUCAGUGGUCAUGAUUACUACAUUGCUUUCGGGUUUUAUGAAGACUGCCUUCGAAAUCGACAAUUUUUUUACUCCCAAAACAUGUUAAACUGGCAAAAUUUACCAAAAAUCAAUGAAUCUACUUACGAAAUAUCUCUCAUGUACCAAAAAAUGUUCCAAGGAGACCCUGAAUCGGUCGUUGAAGUUGAAAUGCCUCCCGAAUUCUUGCUGGAAAACGAUCGAAUCGAACAAAAAUUGGGCGAAAAAUCAAAAUUGAAGGAGGAAGAUCGCUUGGCUUGUGUGGUUCAAAUAAUUUCUCAUCAAACGAUGAUUGUUCCUCGGGGAGCGAUUUGCAAUGACAUGAAAGAAAUCGUGAAAUUCAACGAGAAUUUUCAGGGAUUGACGAAAAAGGAAGCUGGUUCCUUGGAAAAUUAUCAAUUUUAUCGCGAGCCGGUCAAUGAAUACAAUUUUAAUUUGUUGAAACGUGAGAAUUUCAAUUAUUCAACGGAUUUUCUUGACACUUUGGAUGAUUUGGUGCCUCGAAAUAGGAGUUUUGCGGUGACUUUUGAAAGAGACGAUGAGAAAAUUGUCGUUUUGAGGUCUCUGCACUGGAUGGGAGCGACAUUUUUGCAUGAAAUUGAGAGUUCUUUGUUCGUUUUUGCCUAUUUUGGUGACGGAAAAAUGAAUCACGAUCUGCUUUUUAUGCUCUAAAAGGUCCAAAUUAAAUAUUUAUUCGUUAAAAAUAAAAAAAUUUCAACAAU
Molecule: messenger RNA, 896 nt
Organism: Culicoides brevitarsis
Lineage: Eukaryota; Metazoa; Arthropoda; Insecta; Diptera; Ceratopogonidae
Gene: Rsph9
Product: radial spoke head protein 9 homolog
Exons: 1
Coding region: 1-846 (281 amino acids)
Biological process (GO): motile cilium assembly; cilium movement involved in cell motility; axoneme assembly
Cellular component (GO): axoneme
Source: RefSeq, a predicted model, not a curated record